Messenger RNA from Blepharisma stoltei, 1371 nucleotides. Lineage: Eukaryota; Ciliophora; Heterotrichea; Heterotrichida; Blepharismidae. The record is from the annotation of a GenBank genome assembly.
AUGAGAAAAUCGUCUCCUGCAUGAUCUUUUAAAGGAAAACACCAAAGGGCUUUUUCAUCUGAUGCACCUGGCCCUGGAGCUUAUACCCCUUCAAACUAUAGUUUCCAAGCCUCCCCAAAUUACGGAAUGGGGACUUCAUUUCGACUGCAGCUUAAAACAAAAGAUCAAAGCCCUGGCCCUGGCACAUACACACCUCUAAACUCAUGAAGAAAAACUGCAAGAACAGUGUAAAUUUAAUGCAGGUUUGGAAAAUCCAAAAGAAAUGCUUAUAAAGGCUCUUCAUCUACCCCAGGACCUGGAUACUAUAAAACUGAUGGAAAUGCUAAAGGCCCAAGCUAUAGCCUUAAAGGGAAAAAUUACAAAAUUUCAUUAGAACAAGUUCCUGGGCCUGGGACUUAUGAUCCAAAAAUCGAGGCAUUAAAGGAGCAAAAUUUAACGGUAAAGAUUGGAAAAGCAAAACGAGAAAUUUUUUAUUCAGAUGAUUAUUCGCCUGGUCCUGGGACUUACACAGUUUCGCAAGAGGAAAAAGGAAUUAAAUGAAGAUUUGGGACAGAGAAGAAAAAUCAUUUGAAAAGAAGUAGCAGUCCUGGGCCUGGGAGCUAUAAUUCGCAUUUUUCAAAUUCGUCAGCGAAAUUUUCGAUGAGUCCAAGGAGACCAAUGACAUCAGGAUCUAAAGAAAACCCAGGGCCAGGGGCUUAUUCGCCUAGAGUUGUGUCAUCUUCUCCAAAGUUUUCUUUACUCCAAAGAGCAGAAAACAAUAUUUAAUAUUUUUUCAGAAAAUAAUAAAAAAAAAAAUCCAAUGAAGAAAUUAAUUAGGUAAAUCCGAAAGGGACAAAUUCAAUAAAACUUGCAUCAUGCCUGGUCCAAAUGCGUAUUCUCCAAGAAUUGAAAAUAAUAAAGGAAUAAGGUCAGAUAUUAUAUAGAAUUGGCAAAAGCAAAAGAAAUUUUAAUGACUCUUCAACUGAAACCCCUGGUCCUGGAGCUUAUAAUCCAAAACCUCAAAAGGGAAGCCCUGAAUACAGCUUGAGAACUAAAUAUACAGCGAAAAUGGAAAUUGGGCCAGUAAUUUAGAAUUAGGGACCUGGAAUUUAUGAUCCGAAGCUUGCAUAUGUAAAAGAAAAUUCUCCGGCUUGAAGAGUCAGCAAGACCAAAAAAAAUUGAGAAAAAACAAAAGAGUUAGUCCCCGGGCCUGGAAGUUAUGAUAAUAAAGCAACACUUUCUGGACCAAAAUGAGGGUUUGGAACUUCAAGAAGAAAUGAUUUAAAAAUCAGUGAUGUUCCUGGCCCAGGAGAUUAUGAUAUUAAGCCGCUAAUUCCUGAUGUCCCACAUUAUUUGAUGUCUGAGAGCUCGAGCCUUUCAAGAGGCUAUUAA